UUAGUCGUUGGUGCGUUUUCAAGUCGGUUUGACGUUGAAGAUCCUCCUUUUUUUUGGAAUUAAGAGUGUCUUUCGGGAUAAAUUAUUUGUAGGUACGUCUCCUGGUCUUGUUUUUCGCCGUUGUUGUUCUUCAAUUGUCUUCAUGUGCGGUUAAAAAUAGUAGUUACGCAAAAAUAAUUUAUUAACAUCAGCAAAAAACCAGCUGGAUAAAUUAUAUCUCUCUUGGAUAACUUUUUUUUGGAUAAAAUUACACACAAAUACCUCAUUUUUAUCGUUGUCGAUUGUUGUCAACUCUUUCAACACUUUCCUUCUUAGCAAAUAUGGAAAAAGAAAUUGAAGUCGAAGCUGCCAUUGCUGGUGGUGAUGAACCAUUCCUUGGAUUACUAGACAUUAUUCUGCUGGCAGUUUUAAUGGCUGGUGGUGCUUGGUAUUUCAUGAAAAACAAAAAGAAGGAACCAGAACCAAUUCACACAUAUUCCAUACAACCAACAACAGUCACAACAGCAGUUGCAUCUGAAAAUUCAUUUAUUAAAAAAUUAAAAGCUUCUGGUCGUAGUUUAGUUGUAUUCUAUGGCUCACAGACUGGUACUGCUGAGGAGUUUGCUGGUCGUUUGGCCAAAGAGGGUAUUCGUUAUAAAAUGAAGGGUAUGGUUGCUGAUCCUGAAGAAUGUGAUAUGGAAGAACUUUUAAAAAUGAAAGACAUUCCAAAUUCAUUGGCUGUCUUUUGUUUGGCAACAUACGGCGAGGGAGAUCCCACAGAUAACGCUAUGGAAUUCCAUGAUUGGAUUCAAGGCGGCGAUGCUGAUAUGACUGGUCUUAAUUAUGCAGUAUUCGGUUUGGGUAACAAAACCUAUGAGCAUUACAACAAAGUUGCCAUUUAUGUGGACAAGAGGCUUGAGGAACUCGGUGCUACACGAGUCUUUGAAUUGGGACUUGGUGAUGAUGAUGCAAACAUUGAAGAUGACUUCAUUACAUGGAAAGAUCGUUUCUGGCCAGCUGUCUGCGAUUUCUAUGGAAUCGAAGGUGGUGGCGAAGAAGUCUUGACCCGUCAAUACAGGCUGCUGGAACAGCCUGAGGUCCAACCAGACCGCAUUUACACUGGAGAAAUUGCCCGCUUACAUUCAAUCAAAAACCAACGACCUCCUUUCGAUGCCAAGAAUCCCUUCCUGGCAACCAUCAAAGUCAACCGUGAACUACACAAAGCCGGAGGACGUUCCUGCAUGCACAUCGAAUUGGACAUUGAAGGCUCGAAAAUGCGUUAUGACGCUGGAGACCAUGUCGCCAUGUAUCCAGUUAAUAACAAAGAACUAGUCGACAAACUAGGAGAACUUUGCUCUGCCGAUUUGGAUACUGUCUUCUCGCUGAUUAACACAGACACAGAUAGCAGCAAGAAACAUCCGUUCCCAUGUCCGACAACUUACAGAACUGCCUUGACACAUUAUUUAGAGAUUACUGCCAUUCCCAGAACACAUAUUCUAAAUGAAUUGGCAGAAUACUGUACAGAUGAGCAAGACAAAGAGCUGCUUAGGAGCAUGGCUUCGAUUACACCCGAAGGCAAAGCCAAGUAUCAAUCUUGGAUUCAGGACGCGUGUAGAAAUAUUGUUCACAUUUUGGAGGAUAUCAAAUCGUGUAAACCGCCAAUUGAUCAUGUCUGUGAAUUGCUCCCAAGAUUACAGCCACGUUUCUAUUCGAUUUCAUCAUCUGCCAAGCUUCAUCCAACAACUGUUCAUGUGACAGCUGUUCUUGUGCAAUACAAGACAACCACAGGUCGUGUUAACAAAGGUGUUGCCACAAGUUACUUGAAGGAGAAACUUCCAAUUGGUGCUGAAUUGCCAAAAGUACCUGUGUUCAUUAGGAAGAGCCAGUUCCGUUUGCCAACCAAACCAGAGACACCAAUUAUUAUGGUUGGUCCUGGCACUGGGUUGGCACCAUUCAGAGGUUUCAUUCAAGAAAGACAGUUCCUUCGCAACGAGGGCAAAGUUGUUGGUGAUACUAUUUUAUACUUUGGAUGUCGUAAGAGGAGUGAAGAUUAUAUUUAUGAAGAGGAAAUGGAAGAAUAUGUUAAAAAUGGCACAAUAACACUUAAAGCAGCAUUCUCACGAGAUCAAGCGGAGAAAAUUUACGUUUCACAUUUGUUGGAAAAAGAUUCUGAUUUAAUAUGGAAUGUGAUAGGUGAAAAUAAGGGACACUUUUAUAUUUGCGGUGAUGCUAAAAAUAUGGCAGUAGAUGUGCGAAAUAUUUUGACAAAUGUCAUUGCAACCAAAGGCAACAUGUCCGAAAUAGACGCUGCACAAUAUCUGAAGAAGAUGGAAGCGCAAAAGAGGUAUUCAGCCGAUGUAUGGAGUUAAAGUCAAGGACUCUCGAUCCCAUCCUCUGCUGCUGCUGAGAGUAGUAGUAGUAGCAUACUUGUUUUGUUCUCAUCAAUUUCCUUAAAACACCUAUCUUCAUUAAGACUUCUUCUUCAUAUCUAUAAAUGUCAGUCAAAUAGAAAAUAUUUAAAAUUCAAGUCCAAAUUUUAAAAAGGUUGCUAUCUAAAUUUUAUAAAUUAAUUAAUUAAUUAAUUGAAGUCAAAAGUUACAAAAUAAUGUAUUUCCGAAUUUCGGAGAUUUUUUCCUACAUUUUUUUUUUGGUUUAGUAAAAUCAAACGAAAAAAAACAACACGCGUCUCUAGAAAAUUAUUAUUGUAUUUUUAUAUUUUUAAUUACAAUUUACAAUUAAGUUGCUCUUUGGGUAGGUUGUUUAUUCUUUCUAUUCGCAUAAGUUCAUCGUUUACAUUAAUAAUAAUAAAGUGCAAUUUUAUUUUGUUAAAUAUUUUAUUAUAAAAUUUUGGUUUUAAAUUUUGUAGAAGACACUUUCUUUGUGUUUGAGAAAGGAAUAGGAACACACCCGGUAUGGCUAUAAGGUCUUGUUAAUUUAAAAAAUAAUAAAUGUAAUAAAUAAAUCUUAAUUUAAGUUAUAUUUAAAAAAAAAAAAACAA
This is a messenger RNA of Episyrphus balteatus (marmalade hoverfly), 2977 nucleotides long. It is a transcript of the gene Cpr, whose product is annotated as NADPH--cytochrome P450 reductase. Gene Ontology annotation, molecular function: FMN binding; flavin adenine dinucleotide binding; NADPH-hemoprotein reductase activity. The record is from RefSeq and is a predicted model, not a curated record. Gene Ontology annotation, cellular component: cytosol. Gene Ontology annotation, biological process: response to hormone. The coding region runs from base 321 to 2348 and encodes 675 amino acids. The transcript is spliced from 9 exons. NCBI's taxonomy places the organism in Eukaryota, Metazoa, Arthropoda, Insecta, Diptera, Syrphidae.